AUGAGCCCACCUAGCCUAUCAGCGGCGGGCGACCUCGACAUCCACGGUGACAUGGCACCAACGCCUCCACCACCGUCAUCAACGUCGUACCAUACCAACGACGUCGCCUCCGUUACCUCCGUCACGCUCACUAAAGAGCAAUUCGACGAGCUGAUCAGGAACCAGCGCCCCGCACGGGACGACGACGCAUUAUCCAUGCGUCAGCGCCUACCCCCAGCCAACCCUCCGGUCUUCCCCGACGACUCGAAACUUACGGAGGACAAUUACGUUGACUGGGUCCCCACGAUGCCGCCAUGCCCGCCCUCUUGGGCUGGAUUCAACGCUCGGACGAAUCGAGCGACGGUCCCCGUUGCGAAGGCGGUCGUACCGACCAAACGCUCUGCACCAGGCAAGAAGGGAAAAUGGGAUCGUUCUGGUCCUGCCCCGAGCAACUGCCCAGCUUGUGGUCAAGGCAAACACUGGCUCGACAAGUGUCCGGAAUCGCGCAAGCGAGCCAAGUACCUCGAGCUCAAAAACGCCAUGAAGGAACUCCAAGGCUCAUCAUCGCCUGCGUCCACGUUCGUGGCCACCGAGGCAGCAUCCAAGGAUCAACACCUGUCCGUCGUUUCUUCUGCUACGUUUGUCAACAUCGGGCCACCGGCGGAAAUCCUUCUGCUAGACUCGGCGUCGGCGUGCCACGUCGUCAACGAUGCGUCCUUCUUUGACGGCCCCCUUUCGCCUACCCCGCAAGUCCUGCAAGGUCUAGGGGGAACGGUGAAGGCCUCGGGAAUCGGCUCGGUCAAGCUUGUCUCCGAUAAUGGUACCAGGUUCACCCUCAACGACGUGAUCUACGCCCCCGAGAGCCCUGCCAACCUCAUCUCAGUCCGGGCCUUCAACCGCAAAGGCGUUCGCAUCACCUUCGAACACGGACAAGUCGAGCUCCGCACGCCGCAAGGGUGCAUCGCCACAGCAUCAGCCAUCGCGUCCUGCGUUUACAAACUCAACGCUUCGGUCCAAGCUGCCAGCAAAGAUGCGCGACACACCCUCGUUGCCACCAAGUCCAAUAGGCUACCUUUACUUACCCUUCACCGGCGCUACGGCCACGCCUCUGUCCAGACACUUAAAAAACUGGCGGCCUCUGGCCAGGUGGAGGGUUUAGAUUGGCCCUAUAGUGACUUCGAGUGUGUAGACUUCUCAUGCAACGCCUGCCUUGCCUCCAAAGCCCAUCGUUUGCCUUUCCCCUCUUCGUCGUCGCAUGCAGCGGAACCACUCGCAUUGGAGCACUCGGACGUCUUAUCUUUCCCCGAGGAAUCCUUAAGCCAUAAGCGAUACCUCGUCACGUUCAUCGACGACUUCUCGAGGAAGACUUGGGUUUACCCCAUCGGGCACAAGAGCGAGGUCCUUCAGACAUUCAAGGAUUGGCUUCUGGAGAUCGAAAACGCCACGGGUCGCAGGGUCAAAACACUUCGCUCGGACAACGGGGGCGAGUAUGUCUCUACCGCUUUCAACGGCUAUUGCGUGGCCCGCGGAAUUCAUCGCGAAUUGACCAUACCGUACACACCCGAGCAAAACGGUCGGGCUGAGCGAGCCAACCGGUCGAUCGUCGAGGGCACCCUGGCUCUACUGUCUCACUCGGGACUCCCACGAUCGUGCUGGGACGAGCGGUAG
Molecule: messenger RNA, 1647 nt
Organism: Microbotryum saponariae
Lineage: Eukaryota; Fungi; Basidiomycota; Microbotryomycetes; Microbotryales; Microbotryaceae
Source: the annotation of a GenBank genome assembly